This is a messenger RNA of Hippocampus comes (tiger tail seahorse), 3592 nucleotides long. RefSeq names its product eph receptor A6 (gene epha6). Lineage: Eukaryota; Metazoa; Chordata; Actinopteri; Syngnathiformes; Syngnathidae. Gene Ontology annotation, molecular function: protein binding; ATP binding; transmembrane-ephrin receptor activity. Gene Ontology annotation, biological process: protein phosphorylation; ephrin receptor signaling pathway; axon guidance. Gene Ontology annotation, cellular component: plasma membrane; dendrite. The transcript has 17 exons. Bases 613 to 3573 code for a protein of 986 amino acids. The record is from RefSeq and is a predicted model, not a curated record.
CUACAGUAAUAUUCUCGAAGCACAUGGCACAAACGCGUCCGUCCCCAUAAUGGUCUCCUGACGCACACAAACGCGCACUCGCACGCGCACACGUUGCCUUGUCAGCUAACCCCCUCUAGUGCCGAUCCUCCUGUACAGAGGCGCACAGUCUCCGUCGCCGCGUGCUUCGAUCAUCUCCUCCUCCUCCUGCGCCCUCUUCAAUCGUCAUCCUUUCAGAACCUCGCUCGCUGCAGCAGCGGUCCGGACAGGAGGCACAUCUCGGAACACGAUCGGGACACCGCCGCGCGCGCGAUGAAGCCUCAGUGCAAAGAUAUUUGCGCGAUGCUUAAAGUGCUGCAGUAACUUAGAGCUGGCAGGAAAUGUGCGAAGUUUUGAAGCAGCUUAUUGUUUCAUGAUUGAUAAUUGAUCUUUUGUCAACUUACCUCUUGGCGCCUUUAUUGCUGCUGCACGGUGAAGGGAUGGAUCUCGUGAUGAGCAACAAACGGGACUAAAUGUAAUCAGGAGCAGAGCGGGUGGUGCUUUUUUUUGGACGACCCUGUCGCGAUUUUUUUUUCUUCCCGGCCACGCUCGCUCUCGGCUCCGCUGCAGUCGGUGACCGAUGUUGCAGCAGAUAUGAGUGUCGGACCGCGAUUUGUCCCCGUUGUACUUUUUCUUGGAAUUGUCCUCACUCGCUGUGGCCACUGUAACCAAGUUGUGCUGCUGGAUACAACGUCUGUGCUAGGAGAGCUCGGAUGGAAGACGUAUCCUAUAAAUGGGUGGGAUGCCAUCACAGAGAUGGAUGAGCACAAUCGGCCCAUUCAUACCUUUCAGGUGUGCAACGUGAUGGAGCCCAACCAGAACAACUGGCUUCGAUCCAACUGGAUUUCUCGACAAGCAGCCCAAAAAAUCUAUGUGGAGCUUCGCUUCACCUUACGCGACUGCAACUCCAUCCCUUGGGUUUCUGGCACGUGCAAGGAGACCUUCAACCUCUUUUAUUAUGAGACUGAUGAGGCACAUGGCGUAAAAUUCAAACCUGCUCAAUACACUAAGAUCGACACCAUUGCCGCAGAUGAGAGCUUCACUCAGAUGGAUCUCGGAGACCGCAUUCUGAAGCUCAACACUGAGGUGCGCGAGGUGGGACCCAUGACCAAGAAUGGCUUUUAUCUUGCAUUCCAGGACAUUGGGGCCUGCAUCGCUUUGGUCUCAGUGAGAGUCUACUACAAGAAAUGCCCUUUCACAUUGAGAAACCUGGCCUCGUUUCCAGACACGGUGCCUCGUGUGGACUCAUCCUCAUUGGUGGAGGUGAGGGGGGCAUGCAUUGACCAUGCUGAAGAAAGGGACACACCCAAGCUCUUCUGUGGAGCUGAUGGGGACUGGUUAGUCCCCCUUGGAAGAUGCGUCUGCAGCGUCGGGUAUGAGGAGAUCGCCGGCUCCUGCAUUGCAUGCCAGCCAGGCUUCUACAAGGCUUUUGCCGGAAACAUCAAGUGUUCAAAGUGCCCGAUAAAUAGUUUCAGCUACGGAGAAGGUGCUGCAGUCUGCCGAUGUGAAGUUGGGUAUUUCAGGGCUGGAAAAGAUCCUCCAACUAUGGCUUGCACGCGUCCUCCAUCCCCUCCACGUAACUUACUUUUCAACCUCAAUGACACAUGUCUGAUGCUGGAAUGGUCACCCCCCAGUGACACCGGGGGACGCCGAGACCUAACUUACAAUGUCCAAUGUAAACGCUGUGGUCCAGAGCCUGGCAAAUGCCAACUUUGUGAGGAGGAGCUGCGUUUCCUGCCCCAACCGUUAGGCCUGACUACCGCCUCUGUCACCGUCAUGGACUUCUCAGCGCACGCUAAUUAUACCUUUGAGAUCGAAUCACUCAACGGCGUUUCAGACAUGAGCUCAUUUCCUCGACAGGUCGCCAUCAUUACCGUCAGGACCAAUCAGGGCGGUCCCUCACUGGUGGGGUCUCUGAAGAAGGACUGGGCCUCUCCCAACAGCAUCGCUCUCUCCUGGCAGCAGCCCAAAGAAACAGCGUUGCCCAUUCUCGACUACGAGAUCAAAUACUAUGAAAAGGAACGUGACCAGCUAAGUUAUUCUUCAACAAGCACCAAGGAUCCUAGUGUGAUCAUCACAGGCUUGAAACCAGCCACCUGGUACGUCUUCAGUGUCCGCACCCGCACGCCAUCUGGAUACAGCUCCUACGCCACCAGAUAUGAAUACAAAACUACUGGAGAUUCAUCGGACCUGGCCUCUGACCAAGGUCAGGUUUUGGUCAUCGUUACGGCAGCAGUGGGCGGCUUUACCCUUAUCGUCAUCCUCACCCUCUUCCUCCUCAUUACUGGAAGGUGUCAGUGGUACAUCAAGGCCAAGAUGACCUCCGAGGAUAAGAGGAGGACCGAUUAUCAGAACGGACAUGUUCCUUUCCCUGGGAUUAAGACCUAUGUGGACCCCGACACUUAUGAAGACCCCGCGCAGGCCAUCCAUGAGUUUACCAAGGAGAUCGAUCCAUCUCGGAUCCGAAUUGAGAGGGUGAUUGGAGCCGGUGAGUUUGGAGAGGUGUGCAGUGGCCGACUGAGAACACCCGGCAAGAAGGAGAUAGCUGUGGCAAUAAAGACACUGAAAGGUGGCUAUGUGGAGCGUCAGAGGCGGGACUUCCUACGUGAGGCUUCUAUCAUGGGGCAGUUUGAUCACCCCAACAUCAUCAGGCUGGAGGGUGUCGUCACAAAAAGCAGGCCAGUGAUGAUUGUGGUGGAGUAUAUGGAAAAUGGAUCACUGGACUCAUUUUUGAGGCAACACGAUGGUCACUUCACUGUCAUUCAGCUGGUGGGCAUGCUACGUGGCAUCGCCUCAGGAAUGAUGUAUCUGUCAGACAUGGGCUACGUUCAUCGAGACCUGGCAGCUCGAAACAUCUUAGUCAACAGCAACCUGGUGUGUAAAGUGUCAGAUUUCGGUCUGUCCCGAAUCCUGGAGGAUGAUCCCGAGGCUGCGUACACGACGACGGGUGGAAAGAUCCCAAUCCGAUGGACAGCUCCAGAAGCCAUUUCAUACCGAAAAUUCUCCUCAGCCAGUGAUGCGUGGAGUUAUGGCAUUGUCAUGUGGGAAGUGAUGUCCUAUGGGGAGCGGCCAUAUUGGGAGAUGUCUAAUCAGGACGUAAUUCUGUCUAUCGAGGAGGGCUACCGGCUUCCGGCACCAAUGGGCUGCCCUGUGGCCCUCCACCAACUGAUGUUGCACUGCUGGCAGACAGAAAGAAGUCAUCGGCCCAGAUUUGCAGAUGUCGUCUCCUUCUUGGAUAAACUCAUCCGCAAUCCCGGCAGCUUAUUGCCACUGGUAGAGGACAUUCAGAGCCUACCGGAGUCUCCUGUGGAGGAAAUGGACUACCCACUGUUUAUCUCUAUUGGCGACUGGCUGGACUCCAUCAAAAUGAGUCAGUACAAAAGUAACUUCAUGGCAGCGGGCUACAACACAUUGGAUUCUGUAGCGAGGAUGAGUAUCGGGGAUGUAAGGCGUAUCGGGGUGGAUCUGAUUGGCCACCAACGGAGGAUUAUCAGCAGCAUACAGACCCUCCACCUCCAGCUACUGCACGAACAGGAGAAAGGCUUCCACGUAUGAGGUCGCCUUUUCACGUUAC